AUGAGCCGUUUUUGUGCGAUCUUUGUCCUCUUUUGUACGCUGUGUCAAGCUGACAAUAUUUCUCUGCAAUAUAAAGCAAAGCUGGAGUUUGAUAAUAAAAAGUCAGAUAACGAACUGAUAGGAGAAUAUAACGCAGGGUCUCUGUGUUUAUGUUCUACUUUGUGUAAAAAUGAUUGCGGUUUUUAUGGAUACAAUCCUUUAUUAAAGAAAUGCCGUCUUCACAAGAAGGUCUUUAACACUGGAGUUUCUGAUGAAGUCGGUUGGAAAUACUAUUCUUAUAGUGGUAUAAAUACAGAUUGCAAGGGCCAUUUUCUACAUGGACGGACACAGUCCGGAGUCUACACCAUAAAUCCUUUUCGUAACGAAACCAAUAUCACCGUGUACUGCGACAUGGAAACCGAGGGCGGAGGUUGGACUGCAAUACAGAAACGGGGGAGUGGAUCUGAGAGUUUCAAUAGAUCGUGGGUGGACUACCAGAAUGGUUUUGGAGAGGCUAACGACUCUUAUUGGAUUGGAAAUGAUUUGAUUCAUGAAUUGACCAAAGGAAAUGACUCGUCCCUGUACAUCUCCAUUUCAUUACAAAAUGGCAACACUUUUUAUGAACGCUAUCAACUAUUCUCCAUUGCUGAUGAGACAGAUGACUACAGACUCCUACUCGGGGGACCAGCCAAUGGGACCCUGGGUGACAGCAUGUUGAACCCUAAUUUCCAAGGCAAGGAUCUGUCAGGAAUGCCAUUCAGUGCUCCAGACAGGGAUAACGAUAAAUGGGGCGGAGGUAGCUGUGCUGCUUAUCGUGAGGGAGGCUGGUGGUUUAAUAAUUGCCACUGGGCCUUCCUUAACGGACCCUGGGCCCCAGCUUACUGGCACAAUCUGUGGUAUCCAACUGUCAGGAACGGGGACUCUGUAACAGAGAUCAAAAUGUUAAUCAAGCGUCACUAA
Molecule: messenger RNA, 939 nt
Organism: Saccostrea cuccullata (small rock oyster)
Lineage: Eukaryota; Metazoa; Mollusca; Bivalvia; Ostreida; Ostreidae
Product: fibroleukin-like
Exons: 5
Coding region: 1-939 (312 amino acids)
Source: RefSeq, a predicted model, not a curated record